This is a messenger RNA of Vicugna pacos (alpaca), 4913 nucleotides long. It is a transcript of the gene SVIP, whose product is annotated as small VCP interacting protein. The record is from RefSeq and is a predicted model, not a curated record. Gene Ontology annotation, cellular component: endoplasmic reticulum membrane. NCBI's taxonomy places the organism in Eukaryota, Metazoa, Chordata, Mammalia, Artiodactyla, Camelidae. Gene Ontology annotation, biological process: negative regulation of ERAD pathway; negative regulation of VCP-NPL4-UFD1 AAA ATPase complex assembly; negative regulation of retrograde protein transport, ER to cytosol.
GGGGCGGAGCGAGCACAGCUGACUGGGACGCGCGGCUGACCGCGCAGUUCGCAGUUCGCCGUUCGCCGGGCCUGGUCUGGGGCGAGCGCGGGAAGGGACCACCCCGCUACCGCGGCCGCGACCCCCAUGGGGAUGUGCUAUCCCUGUCCCACGGAGGCCGAGCCUCCCUCGCCAGACCUGGAAGAGAAAAGAGCAAAGCUUGCAGAGGCUGCAGAGAGAAGACAGAAGGAGGCUGCAUCUCGGGGCAUUUUGAAUGUUCAGUCUGUGGAAGAAAAGAGAAAGAAAAAGGAAAAAAUGGAAAAACAAAUUGCUACAUCUGGACCCCCACCAGAAGGCGGACUUAGAUGGACAGUUUCAUAAAGCAUAAAAUGAGUGGAAGAGUGUACUGCCAGGAACUAAAAUCUGCAAUCAAGUGGACAUCCUCAAUUUAAUUUCUUCUCUUUGAAUAAAUGAAGAUUCAGACUUUAUAAUUUUGGUGCCCUUGAAUGCAGUGCUUUUUCAUAAUUGAAAUAUUGAAAAUGCUGUUGAUUUUCAGACUUAGAAAAUGGCCAGAUCUUUCUUUAAAUAUCUGUUUCUCUGCAUUUACUCUUCUGCCAAUAGGUGAUUUGCCAAUUUUUAGUAGUUAAAACGUGGACCUAAAUAGUGAAUAUAUAUUUGUAUAUUGCAUGUGGAAAUUCUGCAUACAUCUCAAGUAUUAAGGUUUGCAAUUGUGUUUUCCCUUCUUUUUAAAAUAAUCUAGCCAUCUAUAGUUUGCCAGUUAACCUUACAUCUCUUUAUUUCCUUAUAUAUGAAGACUUUUGCUUAAACUUACGGAUUUAGUGCCUUUAAACUGAAAAUCGUCAGGGAAAAUCUUGAAAAAUCAUGUGAAGGGCUUAGUGAAGGAAUACAAUAAAUUUUUAUAACUUACUAAGAAAUGAAAAUUUGUAGAAAAUGUUGAAUUUCUCCUAAUUUAUUUUCUACUUCUGUAGCUUAUAAAAUUAACAUACUGUGUUUUACAUUAUAAUCGAGGUUUUUGCUGCUGUUGUUGUUUUUUUUGCUUGCUGAAUUUAACAUUGUAUAUUAGUGGUACCAUCAGAGGGCAGUGAUGUACUAUUACACAAUAUCAGAUUCAGCUCUACAAAGAUCUUUGUAGUAAAUGAAUGAGUUAAACUAAGAAUCUGGAUGGGUUGUACUUAAUGGUAAUGUAUUUUUCCAGAUUUCAUAGGCGUUUUUAUUCUUUUUGUAUUUAUUAAAGGAUGAUCAUAAUAUUUAUACAGAUGUGAAAUUGCCAAGGCAAGUAUGAAUGUAUGAAAAAGAAACGUGUAAGUACUAUAUUUAAAAAGAUCUACUUUAAACUUAAAAAAUGUUAUAAAGUAAUUCUAUAUGAUGCAUUGUCAUAAACUUUUUAGAUUUUUGUUCAUGAGUAACAUGUUUUAUAGCAAUUUCAGUUUUUGAGUUUUUUUGUAUAUAAUAAGCGAAAAUGGAAGAAUUACUGUAUCUUUUAAUUUGGUUGCUUUUUUGGAUGAUAAGGCUAAACCCUAAAUUAGAAUUUGCAGAUAUAAAGUGCAAUAGAGACUGUAAAUUAAACAGACCAGCUCAUUUGAUUUUUUUUGCAAGAAGAAACUGAACAACUAUCUCACUUACCCCUCCCACAAGAGUUGUGUUAUAUUGAAGUAUAUUGUCUAUGUUAAUUUUGGAGAGUUUGAACUAUAAUGUAGAACUCUUGACUCCUCAUUGGAAAAAUCACUUUCUUCUACCAUGGAAUGAAAUAUUCUAUGAAUAUCCAGGCAAGAAGUAUAGUUAGAGACAGGUUCAGUUUUCUUCAUCCUUUAGAAGAUCAGUGGUAUUUUUGUUUGUAUAGUGAAAUCAUUAAAUUAUAUUUUAGAAAUAAAAGUUUUGACUUUAUUAUACAGUUAAGUUUUCCAAGGCAAAAAGGGAAGAGGACCAUUAAUAGAUGAAUGGAUAUAGAACCAGAGCCUGUCAUCCUAGAACUGUGCAGGUUUUUUCCUUCCAGUUUAAUGUAGAAAGAACAGUUUUAUCUGUACUGCAUCUUAGAGAGUGACAGUUUGGGUUGGUGUAAAUAAGAAGUUUAUAUCCAGGGGAUGAUGUCCUAUUUCUAAUAGUUUAUAUCCAAAUGCCAUGCUUAUUUACUGUUGAUCCAAGAACGUUAUGCUGGUGUAGUGCUUUCUAGGAACAGUGGGAUAUGCCGUUUCCGGCCAUGCCCUGCCUCCCUGGGUGUUAACGGCUUCCUCCAAAACCACGCGGGUUGCUUGGGCUAAGGGGCUGUACUCAAAAGUUAGGAAGAGGAAGGAGUAAUGGGAGACUUGAUCCCUGAUAGGAAACUAAUAAGUGACUACUUCAAAACAAUGUACACACACACACACACACACAUCUCCAGGCAUCUUCCUCAAGAGUUAUGAAUCAGUUCCUGAUGAAAACUUUAGCUUAGAGCCAAUUUCCUAUAAUUCAUAAUUUAAAUAGGAAACCAUUAUAAUCCUUAAAAUGUCACCCAGACCCCCCAACCAAAUUAUUAAAAUCUAAAACAGUAAAAUGCUUAUAUGUAACAAUCAUGUUAAGAUGUAAAAUGCUUAAAUCAUUGCUUCUUCAUUCUAAUCAUUAAACUAUUAACUAUGGCUGGUAACAAAAAGUUGUAUACUGUCACACAGCCCCUUUGUUGACAUGCAUGUUGUUUUUUAAACAUCUGUAUGUGAUACUCUUGUUCCACUGAUUGUAUUUGGAAUGUAAUUAAUAGUUUUCUCACACAUGGUUUUAUAAAUUCUGUAUUUUGCCUUACAGGGGUACAAAUAUACAUUUUCCUAUAUAAAAAAAUUGGCUUUGGCCAUUUCUGUUUAGCAAAAUUUUAUCUUCACUAUACCUUAAAUAAUUAUAAAUAGGCAUGUUUCUUUUCCUGUACUCCCAAGGAGAUAUGCCGUUAUUAGUCUCCUGUGUUCUUAGAGAAAUAUUGUAAUAAAGGUUCUAGCUGUCAUCCUUGGUACCUCAGAAGAAUUGACAUAAGCUAUGAAUUUUCCUUCUCUCCUUCUGCAGUUCAACUUGUUUAUUUUCACUGAUAAGAAUUAUGCUACACCCUUAGAAGAAAAAGUACCUCUUGUCAGUUUCAGAUUUGAAUAAUACCUGCAUAACCAGGUCAGUAAGAGGUAGGGAGAUAUGCAUACCUAUCUGGGUUGACAUUUAAGGUGUAUUCCUUUAACUCCCCAGGCAAGCAUCCCAGAUUCCCAUGACAGCUGUAUGUGCUUUAUAGGUUGAUUGAGAUGUGGUACUCUUUCCUCUGAUUUCUUUUUAAAAGCCACUGACACCAGCCAUUUGCAUAUAUAGCAGACUUUGAAGAAAUUUGGGUUUGAUAAGAAGUUCGUUUCCUGACAACUCAAAAGAUAAAUUUCUCAUGUGAUCUGACUUUUUAUUAUCCUGUUUUCCCCCUUCUAGGUAUGUUUCAUCUUGUAAAUAUUGCCUCUAAAUAUGAUCAUUAUGGUCUAAGUACUGAAUAUUCAUGAACUGCUUGACCCGGAUGUGAUACUUUUACUGUAUCCUGAAUUGCAUUGUCUAUUUUUAUAGCACCACACUUGGCUUGGGUUGAGUUUCCAGUUAAUGUCCUCUAGUCAUAAAAACAAGUUUGAGCCAUCUUUUGCCGGUACUUCAAACUUGUCUCAAAUAGAAUUAAUUUUGCACACAAACUGGCUCUCUCUAGGCUAUUUCUCUGAAAUCUCUUUUGUCACAUAAGUCAAAAGUCAAGGAGUUUCCUAACUCCUCACUCCACUCCUAAGGUGCCCUUUUUUCAUUAUACAUUUGUUAGAUAGUCAGGUUAUAAGUACCAGACAUACUUUUAAAGUAGGUUAAAAAAAAUACCAAGUGUCUUGAUGUAGAAAAUUCUUAAGGAUCUACACAAAAAAUGUGUGGAACUAAUACAUUUACAUUUAGCAAGGUUGCAUAAUACCAAAUCUUUAUACGGAAAAGAUCAAUUCUAUUUCUAUAUGCAGGUAAUGAACAAUCUGAAAAUUAAAAGUUCCAAGCAUCCAGUAUCAGCACAUAGGAUAAAAUACUUAGGACAAAGCAAGAGAAGUAAAAGAUCUGAAUUAAAAACUACAAAACACUGCUGAGAAAUUUUUUAGAAUAUGAGUGGUCAGACAUCGCAUGGACUGGAAGAUACAAUAUUGUCACCAUGGCAUUCUCAAAUGGAUAAUAAAUGAAAAAUCUCGGCAAGCUUUUUCAGAAGAAUUGACAAAAUGAUCCUAACAUUUAUAUGGGAAAUGAAGGAUUUAUAAUAGCCAAAACAAUUUUGAAAAAAGAACCUAGUAAUUUCCACUAGGGAGUCAGUGAGUAAGCUGUCUACACCUGGUUAUUUCCUUCUGAAUAUAGUCUCGUUUUUCCAUAUUCUUCUUCAGUGCCAUUCACCUCACAGGCAGACCGCAAUGUCAAUUAUGACCAUAUUCUUAGCGCCACUUAAAAAGACCAUCAUAGAUGUGGUAUAAGCAGUAAGAAUAAUGUCACCUUCCCCCAAAGAGGGUGACAUCUUAAUUCCUGGAAUCUGAGAAUAUGUUACAUUACACGACAAAAGGUAUUGACUCAGUUAAUGACAUUAAAGUAGGGAGAGUAUAUUGGAUUAUCCAGGUGGACCCAAUCUAACCACAUGGAUCUUUAAAAAGCCGAGAACCUUUCCAACCUGUGGUCAGAGAGAUGUAAAGAAAGCAGCAGCACGUUGAAAUGCUCUAUAACUUUGAAGACAAAGGAAGUGGGGGCAUGGGGGCAGGUGCCAAGGAUAUCAGGCAGCCUCUGGAAGGUGGAAAAGGCAAAGAAGUGGAUUCUCUCCUAGACUCCUCAGAAAGGAACAGAGCACCUGCUGACAUACUGAUUUUACUCUGUGAGACCAUCUCAAACUUCUGACUUACAAAACUGUAACAUAAUAAAUUUGUGUUAUUUAA